GUAUUACUUUGUGGUUCAAAUAUCAUUAGACGGCGUUCCGAUUGACUCAGCUGUAUCCGUUGUUGUGGUUUCAUUUGAAUCUGGUCCACAUAUAAUGUUUUAUUGGCCAGAUGGAAAUUUCAACCCAAGUAUACCUACAAUCCCCGGAAGUAGUAUCAUGAUAGCCGCCACUGUCUCUUUUUUGACUACCAGUUGUUUAACUACUUGGACCACGUCGUCAGAUUCUGGAUACAGCUAUUUAACGUCAAAACAUUUGGGUGGAAAAAUUAAAGUCAUUAGAGAAUUUAUGCCAGGUCGAAAUGAAACAUUUUCGCGUGAUAUUCGCAUUGCGAUAACAUUGCCAAACAAAAUUAACCAAAAUACARAUUUCUUACUGAAACUUAAUGUCCAUUGUGCUUCUUUGAAACAUUCAAUGUUUGGGGUUGUACCAGUUUCAAUAGUUGCUCCRCCACGAACAUUCAAAUUAGAAGUAACACCAAAAGGAGGAAUUGGUAUUUUAACUAAGUUUAAAUUUUACACCGAUUCGGCAUAUGAUAGAAAAUCUAGUCACCCAAUCCGAUAUAGUUUUGGAUUUUAUCUACCAACAUUUUCAACCGUUCCAAUAUAUUUUUACACAUCAACUUUCAGGUUACAAACAGAAACAGUUCUCCCUUCAAUCAGUUUGGAUACAAUAUCAAAGAUWAAAACUAUUUUAAAAGUAUGCAAUGUUUACGAAAGUUGUAGUACGAUUGAAGGUCCAGAAAUAUCUGUCCAUCAUCCAACACAGAUUUCAGAUGAAGAAAUAACAUUCUUUAUACAAAAAUACAGCCGUAUGUUAAAAAAACAAAUGUUAACUGAAUCGGAAGCAUAUUUAUUCACUUACAUGACAACAAUAAAAACUUUCAAAACUGAAGUCUAUGAAAAAACUUCAAAUGAACUAUUUAACUUUAUUUCAACACAUAUUAACAACGACAUUGUAGAAAGCGUAUCCUACRGAAUAGAAUACAUUCCAUUUGGUCUGGCGCUUUUGGAUUCAAUUUCUCGUACUUUUUUUGUACUUCCAAAGUUUAAUAAUAUACAUGUUUCACAAUCGUUAGUAUUAUUACGAGAUCGGAUAUACGCAAGAUUAAUAGCCUACGAUGAUGCACUAACGUCAAAUGCCGUAAACAACAUGAGAUUCAUCUUAAAAAAUGUAAAUUCUAAUAUGCAUAAUAUUUACUCGCAAACAAAGAUAAACACUGAAGUGAUUAAAUCAUUUUUACAAGUCUCAGAAAUUGUUAUUUUAAACAAGGAAGAUGGACCUGAUGGUUUAAAUGAAAAGAAAAAAUUGCUUGAAAGUGUUGAAAAUUACGCUAAACAUGUUUGUUUGACAUUGAAUGAAGAACAAGAAAUAUAUGUGGGAUCAUUAGUUGGAAGUUUUAGCGUAGGACAAGUAAAAAGUGUCAGUUCGAUAGAACCAUAUAUGGAGAUACCUACCUGUAAUUCGGAUUUCCACAAAAAAUGCAUCAAGCAAAGAUCUAAAGUAUAA
This is a messenger RNA of Diuraphis noxia (Russian wheat aphid), 1507 nucleotides long. RefSeq lists its product as uncharacterized. NCBI's taxonomy places the organism in Eukaryota, Metazoa, Arthropoda, Insecta, Hemiptera, Aphididae. The record is from RefSeq and is a predicted model, not a curated record.